Molecule: messenger RNA, 2002 nt
Organism: Cutaneotrichosporon oleaginosum
Lineage: Eukaryota; Fungi; Basidiomycota; Tremellomycetes; Trichosporonales; Trichosporonaceae
Molecular function (GO): heme binding; iron ion binding; monooxygenase activity
Source: RefSeq, a predicted model, not a curated record
AUCUUGCGGGAAGCCUACGCCACUACGCCGUACGGCAGAGGCAGGCGCCUGGCGUGGACGCCCAAUGGGUCGCGCGGUAUUGGCUUGAAUGCCGGACACCAUGUGACGCGCUCCGGCCAAGAACUAUCUCCGGCUACACAUAUAGCGAUAGUGCGUCGCCUCUAAUCCUCCUCCUCCAGCACCCGCAAACUUGGCCAUGCCCUCCCUCCCACUCGUGUCGGGCGCCAUCGACUGGCCUUUCCUCCUCGCUGUCGGUGGUGGCGCCGCCGCCCUCUGGCUCGCCUACUCCCUCUUCCACCUCCUGGUGCCCGAGGCGCGUCUCUCGAGCUCGUUCAAAAACCUCCCCGGCCCGCCCAACCCGCGCAACUGGACCCGCAUCCUCGGGCACCAGUACGAGGCGCUGACGCGCGGGCCCGCGCUCACGUCCGAGGAGUGGCACGACAAGUAUGGCCCCACGAUCCGGCUCUCGCGCCCGUUCGGCCGCUCCGAGCUGUCCACUACCGACCCGGCCGCGCUCACGUUCAUCUACCGUGCGACCGACGAACGCUUCGUCAAGUCCGAGGGCAUGCGCCAGGCCAUCUCGGCCAAUGUCGGCGAGGGUGUUCUUUCCGUCGAGGGACACACGCACCGCCGGCACAGGCGUGUCCUAAACCCAGCGUUCGGGUGGCCCCAGAUUGUGGAAAUGGUCCCAAGCAUGUGGCUUAAGGCGUACCAACUGCGCGACAAGAUGGUCUCGAACAUUACGGACGCGUGGGCCUCGCCGCCGGCCGACCCGCGCGACGUCGUGCCCGGCGCCCGCGUGCUCAACAUGUUCAACGAGCUGAGCAACGCCGCGCUGGACAUCAUUGGGCUCGUGGCGAUCGGGCACGACCUGGGCUCGCUGAGCGACGAGCCCAACGAGCUGCGCGACGGAUACAACGACGUGCUGCGCGUCGGCUUCCAAACGGACAUUUGGACGGUGCUGCGCUUCGCGCUGCCCAUCACGCGCAAGAUCCCGCUCGAGCGUACGCGCAUCGUGCGCGCGGGGCGCGACGCCGUCGUGCGCUUCGGCCAGCGCGUCAUCGACGAGAAGCGCCGCCUCCUCCUCAACAUUGACCAGGGGCGGAUCGAGAAGGGUACCGACGUCGGCAAGGACGUGCUGUCGCUCGUGAUCAAGGCGAACGCGGCCGCCGACUUGCGCGACGACGAGCGCCUCAAUGACACAGAGGUCAUUGCGCAGAUCGCCACGAUGCUGUUUACGGGGCACGAGACGACGGGCACCGCAACGGCGUUCACGCUGCGCCACCUCUCGCUCAACCAGCGCUUCCAGGACAAGCUGCGCGCCGAGCUGCUCACGAUCGACGUCGACGAGCCCGACUUCCAGGUCCUCGACAAGCUGCCGUACCUGCACGCGGUGGCGCGCGAGGGCCUCCGCUUCGAGACCCCCGUCCCGAUCAUGGGCCGCAUCGCCACCGCCGACGUCGCCAUCCCCCUCUCCAUCCCCGUGCGCGGCCGCGACGGCAAGAUGAUCGACGUCGUGCAGCUCAAGAAGGGCGACCUCAUCAAUGCCCCGUACCAGGCCGCUAACCGCCUCACUGAUGUCUGGGGCGCCGACGCGCGCGAGUUCAACCCCGAGCGCUGGUUCCGCCCCAACAUGCCCGCCAAGAAGAUGCCGGGCGUCUGGGGCGAGAUCGCGACAUUCGGCGGCGGCCCGCACAACUGCAUCGGCCACCGCAUGGCCGUUGCUGAGAUGAAGGUGCUCUUGUUCGUGCUCAUUCGCAACUUCAUCUUCUCACCCGCUCCGUCCGGCCCCGUGAUCAAGCCCAAGUGGAUGAUCAUCCAGCGCGCCAUCGUCGAGGGUGAGGAGCACAAGGGUCCCAGCAUGCCCCUGCUGGUUCGCCCAGUUGCGGAGUGAGCAGUGAGCCGUGCUGCAGUUCAUCUGGAGUUUGUCGAGUUGUGCUUAGAAUCUCUUGAUAAUCCAACGUUCGUUGUAUAUCCCGUAUGCAGUCUGGUGACAAGUCGG